UCUGACAUCGUGCUGCAGAUACUUUUCUCCGUCUGAAGGAGUGCGUGUGGAGGAGCAGCUGAGGUGAGUUGAUGAUGAAGGUAGAAAGUGUGUGUGACUGAUGUGGAUGUGACUUCAGCAGCAUGGAUCAGAGUGAGGACAGAGAGGAGGGAGUCCCUCCCUCUAAAAGCUCUCUGUGUGGGGAACAUGACAGCCAGACCAAAGCUCAGAGAAGAACAAGGAGGCAGCACAGACCAGACUCUGCUGGACCUGGACCUGGACCUGGACCUGGACCUGGACCUGGACCUGGACCUGGACCCAGCUGUGUGUCUAUGAAGAGUGAUCAGUCAAAGGAUGAAAUCAUUAAUUUUAAAGAACAACAUCCGGAUGCAACAAGGAGGAAGCUGGACCAACCUGAACCCAGCUGUGUGUCUAUGAACAGUGAUUGGUCUAUGGAUAUUCCUUAUAACUUCAAAGAUGGACGCCACUCUGAUGAUCACAGAGUGGACCAGGAGAGCUCAGAGGUUCCCAGUGGUCAGUCUGCCCAGCAGCAUCAAACACAGCUGGACUCCUUAUUUACGCUGCUGGAGGAGAACAUCGUCACUUUUGUGAAGAACGAGCUGAAGAAGAUGCAGAAGGUUCUGAGUUCAGAUUUCCCAGAAUGCUUAGAGAGUCAGAGUGAGGAUGAGGAGGUGUUGAACUGUGAGGAGAAAGAGCAGAGGAGGAGAAGCAGAGACGCAUUUCUGAAGAUCACACUGCACUUCCUGAGGAGAAUGAAGCAGGAGGAUCUGGCUGAGCGUCUGCAGAGCAGAACUCCUGCUGGCAGGUGUCGACGUAAACUCAAGUCUAACCUGCAGAACAAGUUCCAGUGUCUGUUUGAGGGGAUCGCUAAAGCAGGAAACCCAACCCUUCUGAAUCAGAUCUACACACCGCUCUACAUCACAGAGGGAGGGACUGCAGAAGUCAAUGAUGAACAUGAGAUCAGACAGAUUGAAACAGCAUCCAGGAAACCAGACAGACCAGAAACAACAAUCAGACAAGAAGACUUCUUUAAAGCCUCACCUGGAAGAGAUGAACCAAUCAGAACAGUGAUGACAAAGGGAGUGGCUGGCAUUGGGAAAACAGUCUUAACACAGAAGUUCACUCUGGACUGGGCUGAAGACAAAGCCAACCAGGACAUACACUUCACAUUUCCAUUCACUUUCAGAGAGCUGAAUGUGCUGAAAGAGAAAAAGUACAGCUUGGUGGAACUUGUUCAUCACUUCUUUACUGAAACCAAAGAAGCAGGAAUCUGCAGGUUUGAAGAGUUCCAGGUUGUGUUCAUCUUUGACGGUCUGGAUGAGUGUCGACUUCCUCUGGACUUCCACAACAAUAAGAACCUGACUGAUGUUACAGAGUCCACCUCAGUGGAUGUGCUGCUGACAAACCUCAUCAGGGGGAAACUGCUUCCCUCUGCUCGCCUCUGGAUAACCACACGACCUGCAGCAGCCAAUCAGAUCCCUCCUGAGUGUGUCGCCAUGGUGACAGAGGUCAGAGGGUUCACUGACCCACAGAAGGAGGAGUACUUCAGGAAGAGAUUCAGAGAUGAGGAGCAGGCCAGCACCAUCAUCUCCCACAUCAAGACAUCACGAAGCCUCCACAUCAUGUGCCACAUCCCAGUCUUCUGCUGGAUCACUGCUACAGUUCUGGAGGAUGUGUUGAAAAGCAGAGAGGGAGGAGAGCUGCCCAAGACCCUGACUGAGAUGUACAUCCACUUCCUGGUGCUUCAGUCCAAACUGAAGAACAUGAAGUAUGAUGGAGGAGCUGGGACAGAUCCACACUGGAAUAAAAAGAGCAGGAAGAUGAUUGAGUCUCUAGGAAAACUGGCUUUUGAGCAGCUGCAGAAAGGCCACCUGAUCUUCUAUGUAUCAGAUCUGACAGAGUGUGGCAUCGAUAUCACAGCAGCCUCAGUGUGCUCAGGAGUGUUCACAGAGGUCUUUAAAGAGGAGAGAGGGCUGUACCAGGACAAGGUGUUCUGCUUCGUCCAUCUGAGUGUUCAGGAGUUUCUGGCUGCUCUUCAUGUCCAUCUGACAUUCAUCAAGUCUGGAGUCAAUCUGCUGGCAGGAAAACAAACAACAUCCCAGACACGUUUCUACCAGAGUGCUGUGGACGAGGCCUUAAAGAGUCCAAAUGGACACCUGGACUUGUUCCUCCGCUUCCUCCUGGGUCUUUCACUGCAGACCAAUCAGACUCUCCUACAAGGUCUGCUGACACAGACAGGAAGUAGCUCACAGACCAACCAGGAAACAGUCGAGUACAUCAAGGAGAAGCUCAGUGAGAAUGUCUCUGCAGAGAGAAGCAUCAAUCUGUUCCACUGUCUGAAUGAACUGAAUGAUCGUUCUCUAGUGGAGCAGAUCCAACGGUACCUGAGAUCAGGAAGUCUCUCCACAGAUAAACUGUCUCCUGCUCAGUGGUCAGCUCUGGUCUUCAUCUUACUGUCAUCAGAAAAAGAUCUGGACGUGUUUGACCUGAAGAAAUACUCUGCUUCAGAGGAGGCUCUUCUGAGGCUGCUGCCAGUGGUCAAAGCCUCCAACAAAGCUCUGUAA
Molecule: messenger RNA, 2564 nt
Organism: Scomber scombrus (Atlantic mackerel)
Lineage: Eukaryota; Metazoa; Chordata; Actinopteri; Scombriformes; Scombridae
Product: NLR family CARD domain-containing protein 3-like
Exons: 8
Coding region: 123-2564 (813 amino acids)
Source: RefSeq, a predicted model, not a curated record